Molecule: messenger RNA, 1650 nt
Organism: Effrenium voratum
Lineage: Eukaryota; Dinophyceae; Suessiales; Symbiodiniaceae
Source: the annotation of a GenBank genome assembly
AUGCAAACUGCAGAGCUCUCCGAGCAGCUGCUGGACGAGCUGGCGGCCGCGGACGCCAAGCGAGUCUCGGAGGUCCAGCGCUUGCUGUGGCGGACCUGGUUCUUCCACGAGGAUUUGGAGGCGCGGCAGCUACUGGCGGAGGGCUCGGAGCUGAUGGAUGCGGCAGAUUUUUCGGAGGCCAGAGACCGCUUUCUGCAGGCUGCCCGCCUGGAACCCUCCUGGGCGGAGGCCUGGAAUCGCCUCGCCACAGUUGACUACCUGCUGGGAAAUUACGAGGACUCCUUGGCGGAGAUUGACCAGACCUUAGAGCUGCUCCCGCGGCACUUUGGGGCUCUCUCUGGCCGAGGCCUGGUUUUUCUGAAGCUCGAGCGCUACAGGGAGGCGGUGGACGCCUUCCAGGACGCGCAGGAGCUGGUCCCCGCGAGCGAGGCUCUGCAGCUGAAUGUGGACCACGCCCAAGCCUUCGCGGCGUCAGAUUUGCGAACACAUUUGAUCGCUAACUUCACGCCGCCCACUUUGCCCAUCCAGGAGAGCUAUCUCCGGGUGGCUGCGGAGCGCCAGGUGGAAGGCGAUAUCGUGGAGGUACACUUCGAAGGAUGGUGGGCCCAUCGGCUUGCUGCUCUCUGCCCACAGGACCUUGUCUUCGUGGACCAAGCGGAGCGGGUAGACCUCUCCGACGGAGCGGGCUUUCUGGUGUCCCAGCAGACAGCACGGGCGCCCGAGCGCUUUCGCGAAGCCGACCUGACGCCCACGACUUGGUUUGGUGACUCCCGUUGCUUUUCUCAGAAGCGUUGCUCCGAUGGUGCCGUGAUGUGGCGCAGGAAUUGCCCGCGGGGCUGUCGUGGCCAUCGGCGCCGGCGGAGCGCUGAGGGCCUGUGGAUGGCGCCCCUCUUGGCGCUCGACGUCGCCUCCGGCGCCUGGCUCGGCCGGGAAGCCACUCGACGGGCGGCUCGGUUGGAAAAUGCCGGGGAAGCCGACUGUGAGGGCAAGAUGGCCCAGGGUUCAGGCUUGCAAGCUUUCAAGGAGUACCUGCGCCGUUAUCCAGUGGACAUCGUGGUGGUGCAGGAGAUGUUUACCUUUGGUCUGGGCUUUCUCUGUGAGAAGAGCGAGGCGGAGGAAGUCGCGCUGUUCAUGCACGAGCUGGGCUUCUACUUCCAAACCUCUUCGACGGCCACCACGCCUUUUGUGGGACAGAACAGUGGGCUGGUGGUCUAUUCCAAGCUGCCGUUGACAGCGGAGAACCACGGAGUAUUCCAACAGCGGCGCUCGGUCUCUGCCAAAGGCUGGCUGCAGGUGGAGGUCCAGGUGGGCGAGCGCCGGCUGCAGAUUCUCACAACACACCUGGAGCACGCCCACCAGCCCCGCUGGCGCGCUGUGAGGGAGAGCCAGUGGCGGCAAGUGGCCGCUAUUGCUGCGGCCUCCACGGACCUGCGGAUGCUGUCGGGUGACUUCAAUGUUUGCGGGCAGGAAUUCGGGCAAGCAUUGGACCAGGCAACUGAGUACCACUCCAUGGUGUCGACGCUGGCAGCAGUGGGGCUGACCCAGGAGUUGCCAGAUGCAUCCUCGCUUCAGAUGCCAACGCUUAGAAGCGACAAAAAAGAAGAGCUGCGCUGCUCGCCAGAUCACAUCUUCGUGACCUCCGCCUUGAAG